UGCCUCAUUUCAGUCUAAGCGAGAUUUUGUGGCCUCGUAGCGUCGACGGCAAUGCUGAUGUUUUGUUAUCUGAUAAGAAUAGAAUUUCGUUAUCGAGGAUAACGGAACAUAGAUAAUAGCUAAUUCGAUCUAUAAUAAUUAUUUAUGUCACCCUCAUAUAGUCGGAGAGCUAUUUGCUUGCAAUAAUUUUCCAUCGUAAUGAUUGUAUGGCUUUUAGUUGAGGCGCUUUGGCGACUUGCGACGUCGUAGAAACGACUAUUGAUCACUACGAAAACGAGAAAUUUCUCUACCGACGUCGGUCACGAUGCGCAAUAGCUGUAUUCUAAAAAUAUUAAUCGCCUCGAGCUCUCCAACUACGUCGGUCGGUUUAAAUAGGCGAUCCGGUGAAAUAGAGUUCAUUUGACGAUCGACAUGCUCCUGCCGCUUCUGGUGUCUCUUCUGACCGUGGCGCACGCUCGAGUGCAGACCGUGAACGGUAAAAUAAAACUGGAGAUCGGCGUGACGUCGCGAUGUGGUGACGCGCACGACUUUAUAAACGCUUUCGCGCCCGUGUACGAGAAAUACGAACGGUUCUUGGACGUGGAGUUCGUGCCCUGGGCGAGGACGCAGCGCGUCGAGAACGAGCUUCGAUGCCAAUUCGGAGUCGAGGACUGCUGGGCCAACCGCGUCCAGCGUUGCGUCCUCGACGCUCUGCCGGACCGACGAUCGGCCGUCGAGUACAUGCUCUGCGAGUUCACGCGGCCUCUGCCCGCCUACUCGGGAUCGUACUCAUGCGCCCGGGCGAUGGGUCUGCGCCUCGUCGACGUGGACUACUGCGUCUCGACCACCGGCGAAGACCUGGACAGACGGUACGAGGCGAAAGCGACGGAGCCCAUGCGGAUCGUCGGCUUCGUGCCCUACGUCGUAGUGAACGGCGUGGCGGACUUCGCUCUGUCCGAGUCGGUGCGUCUGGGGGCCGAAAGGGUGAUCUGUGCGGCGCUCGGCGACGAUCCCUCCACGGGUGUCGAUCCGGCGACCUGCCCUACCUGAUCACGAAAGGUGUUCAUUGUUCGAGCCGACGUUCACGACGACUUCUUACCGAAACUGAUAUUUUGUAUAAUUAAUUAUUAAAUCCCGACACGUGGCGGCAACGGGGCAACGGUGCCGAAAUUACAUUGUUCCUUAUCGAUCUAAUCAAAUAUUCGACAUAGAUAUUGAUAAUUAUUAUAAACCAUUAUUGUAUCGUCAUUUAAGUUAGUCAUAUAAUACGUGUGAGAAUUGUUAAUUGACGUCGACGUUUAUUUUUCUAGUUAUUAAACUUAUAAAGAGCGAGUAA
Pieris napi is the source of this 1315-nucleotide messenger RNA. Its product is annotated as GILT-like protein F37H8.5. Gene Ontology annotation, molecular function: oxidoreductase activity, acting on a sulfur group of donors, disulfide as acceptor. Bases 412 to 1029 code for a protein of 205 amino acids. The record is from RefSeq and is a predicted model, not a curated record. The transcript has a single exon. Lineage: Eukaryota; Metazoa; Arthropoda; Insecta; Lepidoptera; Pieridae.